Cydia fagiglandana is the source of this 1362-nucleotide messenger RNA. RefSeq names its product putative nuclease HARBI1. The record is from RefSeq and is a predicted model, not a curated record. The transcript has a single exon. The coding region runs from base 277 to 1362 and encodes 361 amino acids. NCBI's taxonomy places the organism in Eukaryota, Metazoa, Arthropoda, Insecta, Lepidoptera, Tortricidae.
CACGGCUACAAUUGUCAGUGACAUAUGUCGAGCUACAAUUGUCAAGCGACAGGUGACAUAUUACAAUUUUAUGAAAUAUUUUCUAUAGAAAUGCUUACAUACGUGACAGGCAUUUUGCUACAAUUGUAUGUAUUACAAUUAUGUUGUGAAACAAGAAUUAUUAUUUUUAGUCGACAUAUUUGUAGAAUUGUCAGAGAAUCUUGACAUGUGAUUGAAGGUGUGUCGGAUUUGCGUGACAAUUGUAGUAUUUCGUGGUUGAUUCACGCGUAGUUCAAAAUGGCUCUCCAUGUGAGUAGUAGUGACGCUAGUGAUAGUAACAAUGAUCUUGAUGAAUUCGCACAUAUUAGAAGAUUUAAAGAAAGAAUUAAUUUUUCUUUUGAUAUAACGGAUUUUUCAUUUAAGGAAAAAUUCCGUCUUAGUAAAGUCAGUGUAGAAUAUUUAAUAAAUAGAAUUGGUGCACGUAUUGAACAUCCAACGCCAAGAAACAAAGCUUUGACGCCUUGCCAACAAAUUCUUUGUACACUGCAUUGGAUGGGAUCGGGCUCUCAAUAUCACGUAAGCGGAGAUAAUCAUGGAGUAUCUAAGGCUACCAUUCAUCGGUGUAUCAAACGAGUUACGACUGCAAUUGUCAACGAAAUGUUUGGGAUUGAAGUACGCUGGCCGGAGAAUUCCGACGCUAUCCCGCAUUUAUUUAGGGAAUUAGCAAAUAUUCCAAGAAUUGGUGGAGUCGUUGAUGGAUCAUUAAUACCCAUUGAUUCACCUCAGCAACAUGAGUACAUGUACGUUGACCGCAAAGGUGGGCAUUCGAUUAAUACAAUGGUUGUUUGUGGGCCAAAUUUAGAGUUUUUUUACGCCAGUGCGAGAUGGCCGGGAUCCGUUCAUGAUGCAAGAGUGCUACGUAAUUCAACUUUGGCUCAGCAGUGGGAGAAUGGUUGGAGGCCGUUCCCAAAUGCAAUUUUGUUAGGAGACAGUGCAUAUGCCAUGAAAAAAUGGCUCAUUACGCCAAACAUCCCAGUUGAAAUACCAAUAACAGAAGCAGUAAUGCGAUUUCUACGAGCUUUUAAAAGUACACGAAGAUUAGUUGAAAACGCUUUAGGAGUAUUAAAAGAAAAAUUCCCCUGUCUCAAUCAUCUCCGUGUUCAACCUCUGAAAGCAUGCCAUAUAUUUUUAGCGUGUGUCACCCUUCACAACUUAGAAAAACGCCUUGGAGUGCAGUAUUAUAUUCCGUAUUACAAUCCGGUUGAUAACGGUGACAAUGAGAGAGAUAAUGAAGAUAACGACGGAAGAGACGGAGACGGAAAUCAUGCAAUUGACCCUGAGGCGAUUGAAGUGUUAAGGGAAUUAAUACAAAUCUAUACUUAA